Wickerhamiella sorbophila is the source of this 708-nucleotide messenger RNA. RefSeq names its product Nudix hydrolase 15, mitochondrial. Gene Ontology annotation, biological process: coenzyme A catabolic process. Gene Ontology annotation, molecular function: acetyl-CoA hydrolase activity; coenzyme A diphosphatase activity. The record is from RefSeq and is a predicted model, not a curated record. Lineage: Eukaryota; Fungi; Ascomycota; Dipodascomycetes; Dipodascales; Trichomonascaceae. The transcript has a single exon. The coding region runs from base 1 to 708 and encodes 235 amino acids.
AUGUCGGAUAGAAGCGACCAGUUGUGGUCGGUGAUUCCUCGGAAGCGCCUUGCGGCUACGCUUAUGAUUCUUUUUGACGGCCCGGAAGAGAAGGAAGUUGUUUUGACCGUCAGAAGCUUGAGCCUCCGGUCGUACCCUGGUGAGGUGUCUCUGCCGGGAGGCAAAGUGGAUGGAUCUGAGGACUGGUGGGAGACGGCGUUGAGAGAAGCCAAUGAGGAAAUUGGGUUUUCCACACACAAUUUCAACGUCGAAAGGGUGGUGGCAAUGCCCGCUCAUUUGAGCAGACAUCUUCUAUUUGUUCGUCCCUGCGUGAUAAACGUCACCCGCAAAGACGGCAAGCCUGUGAGAUUGAGCGACAUUGCAGCCAAGUUGAAUGCCAGUGAAGUUCUUUGUGCAUUCAGUGUGCCGCUAUCGACGUUUUUGACGGAUUCGUUCUUCGACUCAGAGCCUGCAGAGACCGUCUGGAGUGGCUCAUCAUGGUACUUUUACGUGUUUGGCUUCGAAAAGAACAAUUGGAUUUUUGCAAACGUCCAAGACGAAAACAAAAUCUCUCGCACCGCAGUCACUGGAUUGACCGCUCAUAUGCUAGUCGACUGUGCUAGAUACAUAUAUAAACGCGAUCCGGAUUUCCCGCACCUGCCCGAACUAGGAUAUUUGGUGGGAGUAGAACAUGCACUAAAUACCGGCCAGUUCAUGUCUCGUAUAUAG